GGUCGACUCCCACCUGAUCUCGCCUGCCUUCCAUCUUUGAGGACAUGUAUUACGAUUGUUAGAGUGGUCACUUGAAUAUCUUGUCAACAUAAAGGACAAUCUUCGUUGUGAAUUAAAUGUACAAAUAUGGCGGAGGCUUCCUUUGGAAGUACAAGCCCAGUUGGCUCUCUGUCUUCAGAAGAUCAUGACUUUGAUCCGACAGCAGAGAUGUUGGUCCAUGACUAUGACGAUGAGCAAACUUUGGAGGACGAGGAGAUGCAGGAGGAAGGGACAAGCGUCAGCGCUGAAAUAGCAGAUUUGGAGAAGGAGGGCAACAUGCCACUGGAGGAGCUGCUGGCUAUGUAUAGAUACGAAGCAUCAAUUGGCACCGCUGGAGGGUCCAGUGUGGGCGGCUCUUCUGUUGAACUUACGGACGAGCUACCUGAUAUGACAUUAGAUAAAGAAGAAAUAGCAAAAGAUCUUCUGUCAGGUGACGAUGAAGAAACGCAGUCCUCAGCUGAUGACCUCACACCCUCGGUGACAUCCCAUGAAACCAGUGAUUUCUUCCCCAGAACACUACGUUCUAAUGCUAUUUACGAUGGAGACAAGGAAUCGGAGGGUGAGGAAGAUGGUGUGUGUCCUGAGGACACCAGGAAGGAAAUCAUGGUCGGGUCCCAGUAUCAAGCUGAAAUCCCUGCCCUUGUCUGUUACUACGAUGCCAAUGAAAAAGUGUAUGAGAAUGAAGACCAGUUGCUAUGGCAACCUGAUGCCCUGCCAGAGCAGACGGUGAAAGACUUCCUGCAUGACACUUCCGCCCUAGUAGUUAAUGGGAAGGUGGGGCCUGCGCUGGAGAGUGGUCUCGUUCAAGACAACGAGCAGGCCUUGUAUGAGCUUGUGAAGUGUAACUACACCGUCCAUGAUGCACUGGAGCGUUAUCGCCGGAGUGAAAAGUCCUCUGAGGGUGAAAUGCCUCCCUGGUCAGAAGAAGAAUGCAGAAACUUUGAACUUGCGCUCCUCCUUUAUGAGAAGAACUUUCACCUCAUCCAGAAACACAAGGUGAAUACAAGGACAGUCGCUGAAUGUGUCGCCUUCUACUACAUGUGGAAAAAGUCGGAACGAUUUGACUUCUUUGUCCAACAGAACCGGUUUGGGAAAAAGAAGUAUAGCAGCUACCCUGGUGUAACGGAUCUGAUGGACAGGCUGGUGGAUGAGGCUGAAGGCUUGGUGGUAGACGGGUCGGCCUCUGUGUGCUCCAGUAGCAGUGGAGGAGGUCGGAUGGAGUACUCGGCAGAGCACCAGCUCAACCUCCUUAACUCUAUCACGGCCAGCGACCUCUCUGUGUUGACCAGCAGUGUGGCGUCUGUAUGUAACCCGUCUGACGUGGGCUGCCUGGAGUCCUACAGCUUUCCUACGUUAGAGGGCCUCCACCGGGGCUCCCUGAGCCAUGACGAGUCCCUGGGAUUCAUCCCCAAUGGCGCAGGAGACCCCGACUGCAUCAACCUGCUGGACGCCGGCUUCUACCACUCCGACCUGGGUCAGUUGGCCUCCUGCACAGACGACUACGACAGACCCCCCUCCAAGCGCCUCAAAAUGAGCUUGCCCGAGGCCACUGUAGAAAAUCUGGGCCUGGAUUCUGAGGCACGCCCGCAUCCUAUCACGAGCAGCAAGGUGGCAGUUUCGGUGACAGACUUUGGCAGCCUAGUGACCGACGAGGCCAACGGCUACAUUGGAACACGACCAUGCACACACAAGACACCGGUACAGUCGAAGUGAAUGGUUGCUAGGUAACCGUGUGAGAACGGCUGCGCCACAUCACACCACUUCUCCCUCCCUACUUUAUGAUGGAGCCCACCAUCAUCUGUGUACAUAUUUGUUCAUUGGAGAUUAUAUUUAUUGUGUGUGUGUGUGUGUGUGUGUGUGUGUGUGUGUGUGUGUGUGUGUGUGUGUGU
This is a messenger RNA of Oncorhynchus gorbuscha (pink salmon), 1928 nucleotides long. RefSeq names its product mesoderm induction early response 1, family member 3 a (gene mier3a). Gene Ontology annotation, cellular component: nucleoplasm. The record is from RefSeq and is a predicted model, not a curated record. Gene Ontology annotation, molecular function: transcription corepressor activity; histone deacetylase binding. The transcript is spliced from 13 exons. Gene Ontology annotation, biological process: negative regulation of transcription by RNA polymerase II. Bases 127 to 1752 code for a protein of 541 amino acids. Lineage: Eukaryota; Metazoa; Chordata; Actinopteri; Salmoniformes; Salmonidae.